Messenger RNA from Kickxella alabastrina, 3210 nucleotides. RefSeq lists its product as uncharacterized. Lineage: Eukaryota; Fungi; Kickxellomycota; Kickxellomycetes; Kickxellales; Kickxellaceae. The record is from RefSeq and is a predicted model, not a curated record. The transcript is spliced from 11 exons. The coding region runs from base 99 to 3125 and encodes 1008 amino acids.
UUCUCAAUUCAAUUCAAUUUUCAAAUUCAUUUUUAAUUAUAUAUUCCUCUGUAUUCUUUGCAUUUGUUAUCCUAAUACCUACUCUAUAAUACUCUAAUAUGCCCGCGAUAUUCUUGGGCCAACAUUACCUGUUGCAGGAGGUGGCGCUCGGACAUCUAGCAGCCAGCAGUAGCAGCAGCAGCGGCGGCAUCAGCAGUAUGCCCUUUACCAGAGCGAGCUUUCUUAGACCCACAGUGUACAUCUCUUUACUCUGUGUGUGGUCUAUAUUUCUAGUGCUCAAGGGUGCAGCGCGCAGACAGAGUUCUGUGGCCCCUGGGAAUUGCAAUGAAAUGGUUACUGAUGUUGUAGAAACUAUCUAUACCCCGUUGAUACAGCACCGUCGACAGAAUCUGCAGCGGGAAUGCCAGUAUCAGCAGCAACUGGAGCAGCAUGACGAUGAACCAAUGACACAGCCAAUGGAACAGGUACAGGAAUUUGUUUCCAUCGAGUUGACAGCCGAUAUUACAGAAAUGGGCCUUGAAAGGUAUUUUUUUUUGCAAAUCUAUUUUGACUACGUUGCGCUGGAUCUGCCUUGGCAACCAAUACCAGCGGCAUCCGACGAAACCAACGAGGCUAAUAACAUACUACAAGACCAAGAAUCCUUCGUCACCACUACCGCCAUCAGCUAUACCAACAGCAGCAAUAGAGACUGUAUUGAUCCAGCAAGUAGCUCCUCGUAUCAGGACAAGUCAGUUUUAGUUUCAGCAAGCAUGGGUGCAGUAGAAUCACUCCCUUCCGUCUCGCACCACGACCGGGACCUGGCGACUAUAGAGUCGAUUGGCGACAUUAAGAGAUCGAAGAGCGCAUCGGUGUGUCUGUCGGAAUGCGAAAAGCAAGAGACCGGUGGCGGUGAGAUUAGAUCAGAGAAAUUGCAUGUUAUGCGUAGGGCCGGGGCGCGCAGUCUUUUGCGCGCGUCUCUUAGACGGUAUGGGCAGAUGGCACCUGGCUGGGCGCGCGGCAGGGGAAACAAGAGCGCGAGCAACGCGGAGCAGAUACUUAUCGUCGGGAUGGCAGUAGCAGUGUCGCCCAAGCGCAUGCCCUCGGCUGAGGAUAUUGGUGCUAUCACCAGGACUAUUGAGCGCCGCUUUAUGGCAGCCGGUGGUCUGACUGUGGGCUCUGGGGAGAGCGACAUGGUGCAUGGAUCAGCCGCUCAGCUGUCUGCGUCUAUGCCGCACUUGCCCUCGCGCUUUGGCAUUCUCAAAGAAACACCAGUACCCUCUUAUGCCGCCGAGGAGGCCAAUGCUGCUGACAACGGCGCUAUUAAGGACGAUGCCGGUGUCAAGGAGGCCAUGCCAGUAACUCCAGAGAUGAGCUUGGCCGAGCAGAUGUCUCCCAGUACCAAUGUAUCUUCGUUGCUGCUUAUGUUUCCCAUCGACUUCACGUCUUCAAAUGGUAUUGGGCCCGACCAGAGGACUCUAUUUGUCGGACAAACAGCUGCUGACGCCGCCAACAGAUACGGGAUUACUGAAAUUCGUCAGCGCCUGGCCCGGCGGCUGUCACGCAACGGCCGCCAUAACCGUCGUCGCAGCAGCAUCGGUGGAGGUGUCAGCUCUGCUGCCAGCCCUGCCACCACGCCAACCUCUGUCAUUGCCUCUGAGGGCGCCAGGAGUAGUGGCAGCGUGCAGCAGCGCAAGCGCAUUUUUAUGGGCGACCGACCGGCUUCGCUGAUCACCGAGGACUCGCAAAUUCCCGCAGAUGAGGCGCGCGCCGACUCGUAUUUGAUGGCGGCCCAGUCGAUCGAGACCGUCACGACAGGCAUCGACAGCUGUAGCAGCUACACUGUCGACAGCGACGAGCUUUCGCGAGGGCUCGAAAUGCUGACCAUCGAUAAUUGCGUGGGUGGCGACGACAGCAAUAGCAGCAUUGGCAGAAGCAACCGGCUGCUUUCAGAGUCGAUUGACUUUUUGCUCGAGCAGAGGCUUUAUCCAACUAGCUCUGCCGCAAAUACAGCCAACGUGGCGCUAGCCGAUGAGGUUGAAAUUCCAAAUGUCAUUGUUGAUGUGGUUGUAGACGACGGCUCGGCCGAUGUGUUGGCCUCAUCGCCCCCCAGCGCGCUGUCAUCUGCAGCGUCUUCAAUCUCGUCAGGCGCGUCCUCGUCGACUUUGUCGGAAGGCGAGCGCAUUCCAAGCGAUACUAUCGACACGAAGGACAGCCAGAGGGGCAGCACGAAUUGCACCGCGCUCAACGAUGUAGAUAGCGGCGAUGAGAUGGCCGACCAUGCUGACGUGUUUGACUACGAAGACUACAUGUACCUGAGCGCGUGCGGCGGCAGCGACGACCAGGACCAGCAGAUAGCAGUCAGCGGGUGUGUAAUGGGAGACGAGAAUGCCGAACCUGCGGCCACUGUGUCCGAUGCCAGCGUUUGUCGCGGCGAAGUUCGCAGUGCAAACAUGCAAUACAUGCCAAAGCUGAGCAAAGUGUUUUUGGAGGCCAGCCGGAACAUGGCCAGGGAUGCCACAGUGCCAAACAGAGGGUACAUGUGUGGCCAGUGCACCGCAGCCGGAAGCCUGUCGCACAGCAUGGGCUCGUUGGUGACUCUUGGAGAUUGGUUCUCUUCAAAGUCAGAGUCUGGAUAUACGAGCUUGGCGAGCCAGGGCAACGGUUACAGCAUUUUGGACUACUGGGACAUUCUCAGUCGGUGUCCCAUGCGGCCGACCUCGUCGCUCGCGUUGUCCUCUCUCAGAGCAAUGGCCAAGGCGUCGAUGGCGUUCUCAGAAUCUGGCGUGCACAGCCAGCGCUUCAGCAAUAGUGUAGGGAAGCCGAUCAGCCGCCAUAACAGCCGGCGGGGUGGAGGAGUCAGCGACUCGAGCGAAAGCGAAAGCGACUCGAGUAACGAAGACCUUGAGUACAGCGAUGACGAUGAUGACAGGGAGCAGGCAAUACUGCAUGGGUUUAUGACAUCGUCUUCGUCAGCGGCGCAGCUGCGCCAGCGGGGCCAUAUGCAAGGUGGCAGCCAUAAUCAGCAGCGCGGCAACAGCAAUGGCAGCAAUGGCAAGCAGAGGCAGAAACGUGUGCUGAGCGAGCCAAUGCAGUACAUUCUGUACAAUUCGUACCUCCGCUACUACGGCCGUCCCGGCGAAUCCUAAUUGAAGAUAUACUGCGAGGUUUUCAGUUUUCGUAUAUCAUUAUCAUUUAGAGUAUGUUUUAUUUUUCGUCUUGUACUAAAGCUUU